Messenger RNA from Drosophila virilis, 2435 nucleotides. RefSeq names its product heparan sulfate 2-O-sulfotransferase pipe (gene pip). Gene Ontology annotation, cellular component: membrane. NCBI's taxonomy places the organism in Eukaryota, Metazoa, Arthropoda, Insecta, Diptera, Drosophilidae. Gene Ontology annotation, molecular function: sulfotransferase activity. The record is from RefSeq and is a predicted model, not a curated record.
CCAUUGGGCGGUUCAAUGGGAAACCAGUUUUCGUAUAGUUCCAAAAGAAAGAUAGAUAUAAGUAGAAAGGAAUUCGAAGCCGUCAAAUGCUAAUGUUGUAGAAAAAUUCAUGGUACUUAACCGAGUCGAGAAGAGGUAAAAAGACCAACUGUUCAAAGACUGACAAACAUCAAUUGUUUCUGUUAGAUGUUUGUGUAGUUGUGUUCCUAGUUUUUUUGAUAGCCAUAUGCUACGCUGACAAUUUGUUUAAAUAUUAGCGACCCAAAUAGAACAGAAGUGGAUUAUGAUGCCAACAGGCAGUAAAAAAAAACGUUAAAACAUUGUGACAAUAACAAAAUGCAGACAUCAAAUGGCGCACAGUGGCGUCCAAUUUAUUGGGUCUACGGCCCUCUUUGGCAAAGAGAAAAAAGAGAGCGGCUUUGCUGAAGAGAUGCCGAGUUGACUUCAAAUCGAAUGAGUGCGCAAAAGAAAAAGGUAAAAGCAGCUGGCGAAACAACAACAAACGAUAAACGUAACUAGCGCUUGGCGCAAACGCAGACGCCGACGCCGACGUCGCAGCGCAGAGUGCUGAUCAACGCUUGGACUUGGCCAAAAAGGCGGCCAAGCGCUCACAGGAACAUUCAGUUGUGCCGCGAACGUUGUGCGCUACACACGUCACUCUCCCGCUGCAGUGCCGGGCUGUCAGUCAACAGUUAUACCGAAAAGCUUACAGCAUUUAACUGUAACUUGUGACAGUGGCAAGCAAAGAAUUAGAAAAGCUUUUCAACAAUCCAAGAACUGUCUAAGCUGUGAUCUCUCGCGUUUUUCAUUUCGUGUGUGUGUGUGCGAGUGUGUGUGUUUCCAAAAUGUCUCUCAACGCGGACCGCUCCUACAAAAUGAAGCUGCGCGAUGUGGAAAACGCUUUCAAAUAUAGACGCAUACCGUAUCCGAAGCGUUCCGUGGAGCUGAUUGCACUGCUGGCCAUAUCGUGCACCUUUUUUCUGUUCAUGCACACAAACAAAUUAAAUAGUCGACUCAAGGAAAUGGAGGUGAAGCUACAGCCAUCCGAGUUCUCGGCCCUGGGACUAACUGGCAAUCACAUAAGCGGACAUGAUGCGGGCAAACAUGACGACAUUAAUACUCUGCACGGCACCUAUCAAUAUCUGAAGAGCACCGGCCAGAUGUCAUCGCUUAAUGUACGGGAGCUGAACAAUACACGAAAGGCUCAAAUGGAGCUGGUCUUCUUCAAUCGAGUGCCGAAAGUGGGCAGUCAGACGUUUAUGGAGCUGCUUCGUCGUCUCUCGGAGCGCAAUAAUUUUCAGUUUCAUCGCGACGCUGUCCAAAAGGUGGAAACCAUUCGUCUGGCUGAGGAUCAGCAACAGGAGAUGGCCGAAGUAAUCAGUGAGCUACCAGAGCCCUCAGUAUUCAUAAAGCAUGUCUGCUUCACGAACUUCACCAAAUUCAAUUUGCCGACGCCCAUUUAUCUGAAUGUGGUGCGGGAUCCCGUGGAGCGUGUAAUUAGUUGGUUCUAUUAUGUGCGUGCUCCCUGGUACUUUGUGGAACGCAAGGCCGCCUUUCCAGAUCUUCCCCUGCCGCAUCCAGCCUGGCUCAAAAAGGACUUUGAGACGUGCGUCCUUAGCGGCGACCAGGAGUGCACCUACACACAGGGCGUCACAGUUGAGGGCAUUGGCGAUCAUCGCCGUCAGAGCUUGUUCUUCUGCGGACAUGAUUAUGAGUGCACUCCCUUUAAUACUGUAGGCGCCUUGGAGCGCGCCAAGUUUGCCGUGGAGCAACAAUAUGCGGUAGUUGGAGUACUGGAAGAUUUUAAUACAACACUCUCAGUGCUGGAAAAAUAUGUGCCACGUUUCUUUGAGGGCGUGCGAGAUAUCUAUGCAACCAGCGCCGAGUAUCUGACCAAGAUCAACAAAAACAACUUUAAGCCACCGGUCAGCGAGCAUGUCAAGGAUAUUGUGCGUCGCAAUUUUACCAAUGAAAUCGAAUUCUAUCAGUUCUGUCGCCAGCGACUGCAUAAACAAUAUCUGGCCGCCCAUUUGCCGCAGAGGAUUAUAACAGCGCAUCCGGCGGCAAUGGGGCGCAAUUAAGUCUCCCCUAUUGUUCGAAAUUGUGUUAAACAUUUGUAUAAAAUAUAAUCGAUCCUGUAGUCAACUGGGCUACACCCUCCUCCAUUCAAUCCACACAUAUUGUAGUUAAUAAUUGUUUAUCAUUGUGUAUAUUUCAAAUUGGUUAUACAAGUUAUUCAUAUGUUUAUUAAAUAUAUAAUAACAUAUACAUAUUUAUAUUGUUUAGUUAGUGAUUAUAAAAAAUGCAUUCGAAUUGUGAUGUCUUCAAGUGAACUGUUGAAAUUUUAUGUUUUUAAAUACCUAAUUUUAACUAGAAUUAAGAAUUUUAAGCUCACAAACUGUAAAAAUAAUAAACGCUAUCGUAAGAUCUAUGCA